AAGUCAAAUGACCCUGGAGAAGCAUCAGUGUUUUUUCUUAGCGUUCCCCAAACACAUGCAAAUCCACUCGAGAUCAAAGCCGCCUUGCUGCUGGAUGUGACAGACUGGUUUUAUGCAGCCAGAGAGAUGGAUUAAUGAUCUCAGCAAAAAGCUGGCAUGUUCAAGAGAUUUAAAAUAUUUUUUUUUUUAUAUAACAGCCUUAGCCAAAGCUGUUCUAGGGUUCAGAGGAACCCUAGUUCCCAGAGAGGACAGACUCCUUAACUAAUGGCCAAUCUCUAAGCAGAGGGGAGGACAAAGCCUCCUCAUGCUCAGGGGUAGGGGUGGGGGGAUAGAGAAGCACCGGUACCUAUUACUGGGCUGGGAAACUCAGCCUUGCCAACCAUGCCCUCACAGCCCCUCCAAGAAGCACUGCCAGAGCCCUGGGGACAAGAUCCAUGGUUAACUCACAGAGCAUCUUCCCCGUUGAAGGUCCCUGCACAGCUUCCUAUUGCAUCAUAGACGUCCGCAGAAUGCCUUGUUUUAUGAGACUUGUUUUGUUUCUGCUUUGCCUGGUGGCUCUUGUGGAGAGCAGAAAGCCCAGGAGGAAGAGAUGGACUGGGCAGCUGGAACCUUCCAAGCCAAGCCACUUGUAUAAAAAGAACCUGGAUGUAACCAAAAUCGGGACAGGAAAACCUCCGCCCCUGCUCAGAGUGGACGACCAUGACUUCACCAUGAGGCCAGCCUUUGGAGGCCCUGCCAUCCCUGUGGGCGUGGACGUGCAGGUCGAGAGCCUGGACAGCAUCUCCGAGGACUUCACCAUGACCCUGUACCUACGGCACUACUGGAGGGACGAGAGGCUGGCCUUUCCCAGCACCAGCAACAAGAGCAUGACCUUUGACGGGCGGCUCGUGAAGAAGAUCUGGGUUCCCGACAUCUUCUUUGUUCACUCUAAAAGGUCGUUCACUCAUGACGCCACCACUGACAACAUCAUGCUGAGAGUGUUCCCAGAUGGCCAUGUGCUGUAUAGCAUGAGGAUUACCGUCACUGCCAUGUGCAACAUGGACUUCAGCCACUUCCCCCUGGACUCCCAGACCUGCUCUCUGGAGCUGGAGAGCUAUGCGUAUACGGACGAAGAUCUGAUGCUGUACUGGAGGAACGGGGACGAAUCCCUGAAAACAGACGAGAAGAUCUCCUUGUCCCAGUUUCUGAUUCAGAAGUUUCACACGACUUCCAGACUGGCCUUCUACAGCAGCACUGGCUGGUACAACCGUCUGUACAUCAACUUCACGUUGCAUCGCCACAUCUUCUUCUUCUUGCUCCAGACCUACUUCCCUGCCACCCUGAUGGUCAUGCUGUCCUGGGUGUCCUUCUGGAUCGACCACAGAGCUGUGCCGGCCAGAGUUUCACUGGGCAUCAUGACGGUGCUGACGAUGUCCACCAUCAUCACGGGCGUGAACGCCUCCAUGCCCCGAGUGUCCUACAUCCGGGCCGUGGACAUCUACCUCUGGGUCAGCUUCGUGUUUGUGUUCCUCUCGGUGCUGGAGUAUGCGGCUGUCAACUACCUGACCACAGUGCAGGAGCGGAAGGGACGGAAGCUACGGGAGAAGUUUCCAUGCAUGUGUGGAAUGCUGCACUCAAGGACCAUGAUGUUGGAUGGAAGCUACAGUGAGUCCGAGGCCAACAGCCUGGCUGGCUACCCAAGAAGCCAUAUUCUGCCAGAAGAAGAAAGGCAAGACAAAAUAGUGGUUCAUUUGGCCCUCAAUAGUGAAUUGACAGCCUCCAGGAAGAAAGGCCUUCUCAAAGGCCAGAUGGGGCUCUACAUCUUCCAGAACACCCAUGCCAUUGACAAAUACUCCAGGUUGAUAUUUCCAGCCUUCUAUAUAGUUUUCAACCUGAUUUAUUGGUCAGUGUUUUCCUAGGGAUUCCCAGGCUGUGUCCAGGAAAGGGCAUGGACAGUCCUUGGUGGACACCUGGGCCUAAUGACCACCCUUCCUACACCAGGCCAAGCAGCUCUUCCUGGCUUGGGGGAGCCCAGGGACCUGCAGCUGCCCUCACCCCAUCUUCAUGGGUCUUUUCCUAGCUCAUUCUGCCUACAUCACACCUUUGACUUCUCCGAACAGUGCUGUCUUUUGUCGUUUGUGAACUUGUUCACAAGAAUUCCCCUCAUACCCACUUAAUAAAAGACUCACAUGCCUCCCAGAUGCCCUGAGAUGCUCAGUAUGGGAAGGAAGAAAAUGAGGGACAAA
Molecule: messenger RNA, 2225 nt
Organism: Acomys russatus (golden spiny mouse)
Lineage: Eukaryota; Metazoa; Chordata; Mammalia; Rodentia; Muridae
Gene: Gabrr2
Product: gamma-aminobutyric acid type A receptor subunit rho2
Exons: 9
Coding region: 435-1898 (487 amino acids)
Biological process (GO): chemical synaptic transmission; nervous system process; regulation of membrane potential
Cellular component (GO): neuron projection; synapse; membrane
Molecular function (GO): neurotransmitter receptor activity; extracellular ligand-gated monoatomic ion channel activity; GABA-A receptor activity
Source: RefSeq, a predicted model, not a curated record